Molecule: messenger RNA, 1536 nt
Organism: Seminavis robusta
Lineage: Eukaryota; Bacillariophyta; Bacillariophyceae; Naviculales; Naviculaceae
Source: the annotation of a GenBank genome assembly
GUACAGCUGGCUGUUAGCGUUCCGAUCUUGCAUCCAAGAUCCAACGGCCAUUUAUUUCUCGGCAUCCAGCCAUCCAACAAGCAAGAGCCAAGUCCCUUGUCUAGUAGCUAGCCUUAGUACCGUAUUCCAUAAUCCUUUGUCAACGACCUAUUCCAACCCAGUCUAUUAUCCGUCCAGUUCAUAUAACACCAAGAAGAAGAAGAUGCUGCUACUUCCCUUGAAAUCCCCCGUGUACUAUGACUUGCAAACCUCGUUGGGAAAUUGGUUGGACAGUGAUCAGGAAGUGUCCUUUCAGUCGAGUGGGAAUGGAGAUGAUCCUCCCAUGGUCCUCCCCAAGCCUCCCUUUACAUCGCAGCAAUGUCGCACGGAACUCUUGCGGUUGCAUUCGUUACGGAAGUGUUUGAGCAAUUCCAUUUUAAAACCUCACUCGCACAAGGCCGCGUCGGAAGAAAAUGCGCUCGAAGAUAGUAUGGAAUACCACGCGGCCUUGCUGGAAUUUGAACAACGGGGAUUUCCCACACUGGACGAUGAAAACAAUGAAUUGGAGUUGGUAUGGAAGGCCGCCUUUUCGCCGCAAAAGGAAGGCCAUCACACACUGGUGUGGGAUCGAGCCUGUUGUUUGUGGAAUAUUGCCGCCUUGUAUUCGCAAAAGAUGCUCACACUGGCGGAGAAUUACGCGGAAGAACGAGAUGCCCAAAAACAAAUCAUUCAGUACUCACAAACCGCAGCGUCGUUAUUGAAUAUUCUCGGUCAACUAGUGAACUCGGAUGAGAAUAUGGACUUGGCCACGGUCGAAAUGAGCAAACCCAUGAUUACCUUUUGGGAAAAAUGGUUCUUGGCACAAGCCCAAUCGACCAUUCCCAAGAUUGCCGAUCAAUCCAAACAUUCCAUUUUGGCCGCGUUGCAUGCCAGUACACACCAACUAUUCAAUGAAGCACUGGCAUGUGCGCAAGAUCCUCGGUUGCAGUCCGAAGUACCACGGUUUGCCAAGGAAUGGGGGGCCUACUGUAAAGCACAAUCCAUGCUUUCCUCGGCCAAGGCCGAAUAUCACAUGGCAUUGGCACACCGCACAACGCAACAAUGGGGCCACGAAUUGGCACGGCUCAAAACGUGUUGGCAAAAAUUGCAAGAGGCGCACAAAUUCUUGGAAGCCGCGUCGGAAGAACAGUCAUUGAUUGGGAUUCGUCGACAAGUGGACACGUAUUUGCCCUUUGUGGAAAAUCGAUACCAACAAGCUCAUACGGACAAUACCACGGUCUAUCAAGAUGAAGUGCCGGCAUCACUGCCGGAUGUGGAACCCAAACAAUUGGCCAAACUGAAUGGAGGAACCUUGCCAGAACCCAUGACCAAUCCCAAGGUCAAACUAUUUGUCAACUUGUAGUAGAUUGGACUACAUAUAGUAGAGAGAGAAAGAACAAAACAGGCAGGAACCUGGAAAACGGCUUUUGUGCGCGUGGAGGAAUGAAAUUGACUCUCUAGCUAGCUAGCGCGCUACUAGAAGCAUGUGUAGAUUGAAUCAAUCCACGAGUUAUUGUU